Messenger RNA from Pipistrellus kuhlii (Kuhl's pipistrelle), 1419 nucleotides. It is a transcript of the gene SRP9, whose product is annotated as signal recognition particle 9. Bases 141 to 401 code for a protein of 86 amino acids. NCBI's taxonomy places the organism in Eukaryota, Metazoa, Chordata, Mammalia, Chiroptera, Vespertilionidae. Gene Ontology annotation, biological process: negative regulation of translational elongation; SRP-dependent cotranslational protein targeting to membrane. The record is from RefSeq and is a predicted model, not a curated record. Gene Ontology annotation, cellular component: signal recognition particle, endoplasmic reticulum targeting. Gene Ontology annotation, molecular function: 7S RNA binding. The transcript has 3 exons.
CGCCACCAUCUUGGAUCGGCUGGGCCCCGGUGUCGGGUGGGGGCGGCGGGAGGAGGAAGGAAGGUGGGCCGGGUCGAGCUGCUCCGGUCCGGUCCCGGCCCCGGCCUCGCCUCCCUCUCCGGCUCCGCCGCGGGCCCACGAUGCCGCAGUUCCAGACCUGGGAGGAGUUCAGCCGCGCGGCCGAGAAGCUCUACCUCGCCGACCCUAUGAAGGCACGUGUGGUUCUCAAAUAUAGGCAUUCUGACGGGAGCUUGUGUAUGAAAGUAACAGAUGAUUUAGUUUGUCUGGUGUAUAGAACGGACCAAGCUCAAGAUGUAAAGAAGAUUGAGAAAUUCCACAGUCAACUGAUGCGACUCAUGGUCGCCAAGGAGUCCCGCAGUGUUGCCAUGGAAACGGACUGACUGUUUUGCGAUGAAGACUGUUUGCCAUGUUCUUGGGAAAUAAAUAUCUUUUGAAUCUGAGGCAGAGCUGGGACAGAAGAUCCUUACUGUAACGAAGCGGGCUAUUCAGAAGCCGAGACCUUUUUUUUUUUUUUUUUUACUUUGCUAGGAAUGCAAAUGUUUUCCGCGAGAAAGCCUUUAUUUAUUUUUGGAAAUGGAACGAGAAAUGUGUCUAUCUAGGAAACGUUCUGUAGAUUAUUUGCUGCUGGGGAAAAUAUGUAAUUAUUUCUUUCAGUAAGUUUGUAGCAAUAAUUUGAAAAUGAGAUACCAGGAAAAGCCUAUUCUUAAGUUAAGUUGAUUUGUUUUUAGAAAAAUUAAACGUAACCAUUUUGCUGGGUUGAUCAUUUCUUUGGGGGCGUAACAUUUGUGCAGUUGAUGGCCAACAAAUACAAAAUAUGGUAACUAGAAUUAACUACACAGCAGUAUACUGAUUAUGUACAGUAUAGUUUAGUCUCAGUUGUAUCUACAAGUAAUUAUGAAAACAAGUAUGCUUUAUCUUGAACUUUCCAAAUUUAAACUAUUUUUGAAUAUAAGGCAUUGUUAGUAUUAGAAGCUUGUAAAGCAAACUUUGAGUCUAGUUUUCAGCGCUUACGGUACAACAUGAACAGAAUGGCCACUGAUGGACUGAAGCCACCACAUUACAAGGUAUCUGUCACAUCUUUCCCACUGGAGCUUCCCAGAAGGGUUAAGGAUUAUGCGAACUGUUAACUCUUUGCGUACCUCUUCCAUACCCCUGCUCAUUCCUCUCAUGACUUAACCAACCGUUAUGCUUCCAUUAAGCCAGAAGAAUAUUAUUGGAUAUUUAUCUUCUAUCUGUACCCUGAAUUUCACCAACUAAUGUAAUGUCAUAUAUUGAUUCCUACAUUAAAAUAUUUUUUGUUAAGAAUUUGUGGUGUUGAGCAUUUUAAUAUGGAAAGUUCUAUGAGCCAUAUGAAUUUUGACAUGUUUCAAAGAGGUCAGUGAAUAAAAUAUGUGACUA